This is a messenger RNA of Sporothrix schenckii 1099-18, 1650 nucleotides long. RefSeq names its product transporter. Gene Ontology annotation, cellular component: membrane. Gene Ontology annotation, molecular function: sulfate transmembrane transporter activity. The record is from RefSeq and is a predicted model, not a curated record. The transcript is spliced from 5 exons. Lineage: Eukaryota; Fungi; Ascomycota; Sordariomycetes; Ophiostomatales; Ophiostomataceae. The coding region runs from base 1 to 1650 and encodes 549 amino acids. Gene Ontology annotation, biological process: transmembrane transport.
AUGUCGGAAAAAUCAGAAAAAUCAGCAACCGUCAUGGACAUUGCGCCGGCGGCGGAGCACCCUAUCUCGUCGUCGACCUCGGACUCGGACAUUGACGCGUUGCCGACCAAGCGUUCGCGCUUUACCGGAGACGCAUUUGUGUCCGGCGCCGCCGUGGAGAUUUAUGAGCCCAUUCCCGAGUAUGAAGGCCGGCACCGCUACGAUCCGACGGCGGAAUGGACCGAAAAGGAGGAGAAGACACUUGUUCGGAAGUUGGACAAACGCAUCUGCUCGUGGGUGUGCCUCAUGUUCUUCGCCCUGCAGCUGGACCGCGGCAACAUCUCGCAGGCCCUGAGCGACAACAUGCUGGGCGACCUCGGCCUGACCACCAACAACUACAACUAUGGCAUGAUGAUCUUUUAUGUCUGCUUCCUGUCGGCCGAAGUGCCGUCGCAGAUGAUCUCCAAGAAGCUGGGGCCCGACGUCUGGAUCCCCAUCCAGAUGGUCGUGUGGAGCGUCAUUGGCAUCUGCCAGGGCCUCGUCCAGGGCCCCAAGAGCUUUUACGCCACCCGCGCCCUCCUCGGCCUCGUCGAGGGCGGCUUCAUCCCGGACGCGCUGCUGUACCUGUCCUACUUUUACACCAACAAGGAGCUGCCCCUGCGCGUGAGCUUCUUCUACUGCGCCUCCAACGGCACCUUUAUCGUGGCCGCCUUUUUGGCGUACGGCAUCCUGCACAUGCGGUCCGUCGGCGGCUGGGAGGGCUGGCGCUGGCUGUUUGUGCUCGAGGGCGCGCUGACGGCCGUUGUCGGCCUCAUUUCGUGGUUCUACCUGCCGCCCGGCCCGACGCAGACGGCCAGCUGGUUCCGCGGCAAAAACGGAUGGUUUACCGAGCGCGAGGAGGUCAUCAUGGUCAACCGCGUCUUGCGGGACGACCCAGCCAAGGGCGGCAUGCACAACCGGCAGGGCCUCAGCUGGACGCUGCUCUAUAAGUCCCUGAUGGACUACGACCUGUGGCCCAUGUACGCCAUGAGCUGGACCCUGCUCAUCCCCGUCCAGCCCGUCGCGUCGUACCUUACGCUCAACCUCAAGGCCCUCGGGUUCGACACGUUUGAGACGAACCUCCUGACCAUCCCGGCCUACGUCCUGUUCCUCAUCCAGCUGGUCUUUUGGACCGUAGUCUCGGAGAAAAUCAACAACCGCAUGGCCAUUGUGGCCUUUUACUCCAUCUGGUGUCUGCCGCUGCUGCUGGCGCUCGAACUGCUGCCCGCAGCGGCCAGUCCCUGGAGCUGGUAUGCGGUCACGCUGCUCCUCAUUGGCUACCCAUACAUUCAUUCCAUCAAUGUCAGUCUGAUCUCGCGUAAUGCCGGUUCCGUGCGCACCCGAACGGUGGGCAGCGCCUUGUACAACAUGAUUUGCCAAGCCAGCUCCGUCAUUGCAACUCAGAUCUACCGCGCCGACGACCAGCCUCUGUACAGACGCGGAAACAAGGUCCUUCUCGGCAUCGUGGCCUGGAACCUGGUGAUUACGGCAUUUGUCAAGGGCUACUACAUGUGGCGGAACAAGACCCGCGACCGCACCUGGGGUGCCAUGUCGUCUGCGGAGCGGGACGCGUAUCUGCGAACCACCAAGGACGAAGGCAGCAAGCGGUUGGACUUUCGGUUUGCGCAUUAG